AUGGAUGAUUCUGGUUUUAUGUACUUCUUCAAAACAAGGCAAGGUGAACUUGAGGGUGAUCAAAUCCCAGAAGACUACGAACUUGAAGUUGUUGACCCCGAUUUGCAGGGACGAUUUCGUUGUUGCCAUGCUUUGAUCGAUCGGGAGAAACCCGAUUCCCUGCAAGUUGUUACAACAUUGGAGCAAAAACUGUUUAAUCAGCACAGUUACAUCCCGUCUGGGCAGCCAGUCCCAGAAUUGAUCCAGACAAGCUGCAGAUGCGACAUCUUGAACUUUACCGAAUCCUUGCUGAGAGAUGAAUGCAACGCCAACCGAAGCAAAUUCCUGAUAAUUGUGAUGUUUGGACCAUUGGCGGGAUGUAAUGAUGAUGAGAUAGAGUUACAGGAGGAGAUAGAGAUAGAUACAGCUGGAGACAGAAUGGAUGUGGAAGUUAACGAACAUAGGUUUGUCCCAGCUAGUAAGUCUGCCAUUGAAGCCUUGGAGAACGUUUGUGGGUUGGGCGACAAUGAAUGUGUGAUUUGCCUUGGAAAUUUUGCUAAGGAACAGGAAGCUAAGCGCAUGCCCUGUGGCCAUGUUUUUCAUGGAGGCUGCAUUGUUCGAUGGCUGGAGAAGAGUCACUUGUGUCCGUUGUGUCGCUAUGCCAUGCCACUUGAUUGA
Molecule: messenger RNA, 657 nt
Organism: Theobroma cacao (cacao)
Lineage: Eukaryota; Viridiplantae; Streptophyta; Magnoliopsida; Malvales; Malvaceae
Biological process (GO): protein ubiquitination
Cellular component (GO): cytoplasm
Molecular function (GO): ubiquitin protein ligase activity
Source: RefSeq, a predicted model, not a curated record